Molecule: messenger RNA, 3220 nt
Organism: Lemur catta (Ring-tailed lemur)
Lineage: Eukaryota; Metazoa; Chordata; Mammalia; Primates; Lemuridae
Gene: CEP78
Product: centrosomal protein 78
Exons: 17
Coding region: 228-2345 (705 amino acids)
Cellular component (GO): centrosome
Molecular function (GO): protein binding
Source: RefSeq, a predicted model, not a curated record
CGGAGCCGCGGGGCGGGAGGCAGCGCGGGAGCGCGACGUUGAGGGGCGGCCUAGUCUGGGGCCCGUGGCUUGCGUCUUCUGGCCGAGCCGCCGCUCCUGCACACCGUGUGGGGCCGCCGCCGCCGCCGCCGCCUGGCUGUGGGUGCUGGAGCGGCCGGGCGGCGACCCGGGGCUCUGGUGCGGGCGACGUCUCCGCGGCGGGCAUCCCCCGAGGCCGCCCUCUGGCCAUGAUCGACUCGGUGAAGCUGCGCCGCGACAGCGCGGGGGACUUCUUCUCGCACUACGAGUACCUGUGCGCGCUGCAGGACGCGGUGCCGCUGCCCGCCGUGCGCGCCUGCCUGCGGGAGGGCGUGCUGGACUUCAACGCCGACCGCCUCCGCGCCGUGGACUGGGCGCCCCUGCUCAGCACCCUCAAGAUGAAUAAAGACCUGCCCUUGAUCUCUAUCAAGAGCUUCUUCCAGCCGUGGCUUGGGGAAACAGGUUCUGACAUAAAUAAAGUUUACAGAAGUCGUGUUCCUGCAAUAAGAUUCAAAGAUGUGACCUUCCAGUUAUGUAAAGCUCUUAAAGGCUGCUUAAGUAUAUCAAGUGUGCUAAGGAACCUGGAGCUAAAUGGACUAGUUCUGAGAGAGAGAGAUUUAACUGUUUUAACAAAGGGAUUGAAUAAAUCGGCUUCUUUGGUGCACCUGUCUCUUGCAAAUUGUCCAAUUGGAGAUGGAGGUUUAGAAAUUAUUUGUCAAGGUAUAAAGAGCUCUAUCACUCUUCAGACAGUCAACUUCACGGGGUGUAAUCUGACAUGGCAGGGAGCAGAUCACAUGGCCAAGAUCUUAAAGUAUCAGACCAUGAGAAGGCAUGAAGAAACCUGGGCUGAGAGUCUGCGCUAUAGGAGACCUGAUCUUGACUGUAUGGCUGGCUUAAGGCGUAUCACGUUGAAUUGCAACACGCUCAUUGGUGACAUAGGUGCAAGUGCUUUUGCAAACUCUCUCAGUGAGGAUUUGUGGCUGAGAGCACUUGACCUGCAACAGUGCGGCCUCACCAAUGAAGGAGCAAAGGCUUUACUGGAGGCCCUUGAAACCAACAGAACCCUUGUUGUUCUGGAUAUAAGAAAAAAUCCACUCAUUGAUCAUUCUAUGAUGAAAGCAGUUAUCAAAAAAGUUCUCCAGAAUGGAAGGAGUGCUAAGUCAGAGUACCAAUGGAUAACUUCUCCAUCAGUGAAGGAACCACUGAAAACUGCUAGACAGAAAAAGAAAACUAUAAUUCUAGGAAGUGGUCGAAAAGGAAAAGCUACUAUUAGAAUUGGAUUUGCGACAAAGAAACCUGUAUGUAGUGGAAGCAAACACUCCCUUGGUAAAGAACACUAUGCUCCUACACCUCUACCACCUGGUGUGUCUGGUUUCUUGCCGUGGCGUACUGCAGAACGUGCAAAAAGGAACAGGGGCUUUCCAUUAAUCAAAACUCGUGAUAUACAUAAUCAGUUGCAGCAACCAGGUUUUCCUGUGACUGUGACAGUUGAGAGUCCUUCAUCCUCGGAAAUUGAAGAGGUUGAUGAUUCUUCAGAAAGUGUUCAUGAAGUGCCUGAGAAAACCAGUUUAAAACAAGAAGCAUUACAGGAAAAACUGGAGGAGUGCCUAAAGCAGUUAAAGGAGGAAAGAGUGAUAAGGCUUAAGGCAGAUAAACGAGUCAGUGAGCUGGAACAUGAAAAUGCCCAGUUAAGAAAUAUAAAUUUCUCUUUGUCUGAAGCCCUUCAUGCACAGUCAUUGACAAACAUGAUCCUGGAUGAUGAAGGUGUUUUGGGCAGCAUUGAGAAUUCUUUUCAGAAGUUCCAUGCUUUCUUGGAUCUCCUUAAAGAUGCUGGACUGGGGCAGCUUGCCACAAUGGCUGGUAUAGAUCAGUCAGACUUUCACUUACUAGGUCAUCCCCAGAUGAAUUCUACUGUUAGCAGUGUACCUAGAGAAGAAAAGAAGGCCCUUGAAGAAGAAAAACCAGAACCAAAGCAGAAUGCCCUAGGAAAAAUUGAAAAUAUCGAAGUUUCUAUUUGUAUGCAGUCAGCUUACAGUGAAGGAACACUAAUGAAGUUUCAGAAAAUUACAGGUGAUGCUAGAAUUCCCUUGUCUGUCGACUCAUUGCCUGUACCAGUUUCUACUCAGGAGGCCUUAGUAACGUCCAAAGACAGCCUGGGAGUCCCAGCCACCGAGCAGCAGCAGGAGCCUUUCGAAGGAUUCGUUGCUAGAACGUGUUCUCCUUUAGCAGAUGUGAUUUCUGGAACUGGAAGUCAAAGAAAAGAAGAGGAGUUCUCCAGAAAGAGCAAAUCUUCUUCAGAGAAAAUGACCAAAACAGAAUUCCAUUGAAAUGGCUGGAGAAAUACUAAAUAUAAAUUAAUAGCAGAGUUGGAAAACCAGAAAUUGAACAAUGUGGAAUUUCUAGAAGAUAAAAAGCAGAUUAUGGAAGGACCGAUUAGUUAAAGAGUGGAAGAGCUAAGCCAUUCCACUUAUCCUUGGAGCAUCUGGUUCUGGAAUUUGCCACCAGGCUAAGAAAGUGGCUAUCUGAAGGGGGAGAACUGACUCAGGAAACACUGGGAUUGGAGAAUAAGGGCAUUAUCCAAAAUGACUACAAGGAAGAACUGAAGUUAAGCUGCCCACAUUGUAUCUCUUUGGCUGUGUUGACCUGCCACUCCCCUUUAUAAUCACCAAAGGUGCCUAUAAUCACAACUUGUGAUCAUGGAAAAUGCACCAGAAUUGUCAUUUGGUUGAAGAAAAGAACUCCAAACUUUACUCUUAGGCCUCAUCUAUAAAUAUGGACAGCUAAGAACCAUCAGGUUUGAAGAAAACCAGUAACAUAAAAGGAGGCGUGAAAUUAAAACAAGUUAUUAACAAUAACCUGUUUAAGAAAAUAGUUACUAGGAGAAACAGAAGAAAUUUUAAAAUUAAUACAAUGAAGAUCUUCAGCAAUUCAUAAGGAUAUGGUGUCCAUAAAGAAUAGGAGGCUAUGAAAAAUAUUUGGAGUUUCUGGAAAUUAAAAUUUUGAUUAUAGGGAUAAAACAGAAGAUGGACUAGAUAGCAGAAUGGAUUCAGUUGAAGCUUAAGUUUAUGAAAUGGAAAAUUUCAUUGAGGGAUCCCUUUAAUAUGUACUGCAAAGGGGACAAAAUAUGAAAGUUACGAGAAUUGUAGGAGAACACACUAAUUGACAGUAGAUGCACAAAUAUUGAAUUAAUGAGGACACAUAG